AUGGCGGAAGUUUCAAAAAAAUCACACAUCAUACUGAUUCACGAGAUUGUAAAGUACCACAUUCGCAGAUCCAGCCCCGAUUUACUUUUAGUUUCCAAAACUAAACCCAGAGGUCUAUCGCAGUCAAUUACACAUUCUUCCAUUAUCAACUCGUUGGAGGAGCAGGGUUACUUCCUGGGCUCCCGAAUCGUUUCCAGGUACGAAUCCGAUUCCAAUGUAUUGUUUGACAGGCUGACCGUUGGGAAGGGCAGAAUCUGGGACCCUAACAAGUGUAUGAUAUUCAUCUGCAGGGAGCUGUGGAUCUACUUGUUCGGGAAGCAGGCCAAAAGGCUCCAAUCAAACAGCCAAGGAAUAUACAUUGUGUUUUCGGACGAGCUGUACUGGCUCGAGAACCUGCAGUUCAGCUACAAGAGGCUGGACGACCGGAGUGAGAACCCGUCCUUCGAAGACUACAAGGACUUCUACCUGUCCUUCAUCGCGGGGGUGUUGCGGGGAGCGCUCAAGUCACUCGGGUUUGCGUGUUCGGUCACCGGAGAAUAUAACAUACCAUGUACGCCACUCACAUAUCUAGAUUAUCGAUUUUCGCUCAUCAUUGCCUUUAGACAAGUUCACGUUCCGGCUGGUCAACUAGAGCCUGCACGAGGGCUCUUCGUUGCGGGUCGCUCAUCUUAA
This is a messenger RNA of Theileria orientalis strain Shintoku, 672 nucleotides long. RefSeq lists its product as uncharacterized. Gene Ontology annotation, biological process: endoplasmic reticulum to Golgi vesicle-mediated transport; regulation of GTPase activity. Gene Ontology annotation, cellular component: TRAPP complex; trans-Golgi network; cis-Golgi network. The record is from RefSeq and is a predicted model, not a curated record. The transcript has 2 exons. NCBI's taxonomy places the organism in Eukaryota, Apicomplexa, Aconoidasida, Piroplasmida, Theileriidae. Bases 1 to 672 code for a protein of 223 amino acids.